Penicillium riverlandense is the source of this 1296-nucleotide messenger RNA. Its product is annotated as pyridoxal phosphate-dependent aminotransferase. Gene Ontology annotation, biological process: biosynthetic process; amino acid metabolic process. Lineage: Eukaryota; Fungi; Ascomycota; Eurotiomycetes; Eurotiales; Aspergillaceae. Gene Ontology annotation, molecular function: transaminase activity; pyridoxal phosphate binding. Bases 1 to 1296 code for a protein of 431 amino acids. The transcript is spliced from 4 exons. The record is from RefSeq and is a predicted model, not a curated record.
AUGGCAAACCCGGGCACAAUCUCCACCCGAAUGAGCAAAACAGUGCAAGCAUUCGCCCCCAUCGCCUCUGCGUUGUCAUCCAGAAAAGACAAAACCCAGCCCGCGGAAGGAGACAUCAAUCUCGCCGAUGGCGAGAACACACUAAUGAAGACCGAGAUGGUGGGAAUAUGUCAAGAGGCCAUACAGAAAAGCAUCACCGCAGAGACCUUUGCAAAUCCCGAUGGAUUCAACAGUGAUCCCGUAAUGCGAGAGGCGCUCGCGAAGUAUAUCACCAUGUACUUCCAUCCUGCUAUCCCGGUCACUCCGGAGAACAUUGUUCCUUCUGCUGGAUCGGGGCAUGCGCUGGAUGCCCUUCUCUUCACGAUCUGUGAUGCGGGGGAUAGUGUUCUCUGCCCUGCUCCAGCUUGGUGGGGCUACCAAACCUGGGCCAGCAUCCACGCGAACGUAACCGUCAUCCCGGCCUACAUAGACUCCCCUUCCCCAUCGUCAACAUGGCCCACAGCCAGCUUAUCCAAAGCCAUAAUCCCCGCUCUUGAAGAAGCAUACGCCUCCGCGCCAGACCCCAGCCGCAUUAAGGCGCUGCUCACCUCGAAUCCGAACAACCCUUUUAUGAGAUGCUGGCCGCGCGAUGUGCUGCGCGGGAUGACGGAGUUUUGUCAGAAGUAUGGAUUGCAUUAUGUCUCUGAUGAAGUGUUUGCGAACACUGUUUUUGAUGAGGCGGAUGCAUUCGUGUCUGCUCUUGAGUUGGUAAGAGGUGAUGAUGGUGAUAAUGGGAAUGGGAGUAUUGAUCGGAAUCUCGUGCAUGUGGUAUGGAGCACGACCAAGGAUUUCGGAGCUUGUGGCGUUCGCUCGGGCUGUGCAGUGUCAUACAACCCACUCGUCAAAUCAGGCGUCUCCUACGCAACACUCUGGCAAGUCUCCUCGCUAACAGUACACUUCACUUCAUAUCUCCUCAACUCUCCCUCACUACCGAAUCUCAUUUCGUCCACGCGGAAGCAACUAGCCCAAUCAUAUAAAAUCUGCGUCGAGACAUUAUCUUCUCUCGAGGCAGACGGCAGAGUCGAGAUCUUGCCGGCAACGGCGGGACUCUGGGUGAAUGUCAUUGUUAAUCUGAGGGAUGGAGAGACGACGCAGGAUGUUGUUGCCAGAGCGAAAAAGUAUCGCGUGGCUGUUUUUAGUCAAACUGCGUUUGCGCGGUUCCUGGGGAAGAAUCAGGGGUUGAUUGUGAUUACCUUUGCGCUGGAGGCGGAUGUUGUGAGGGCGGGGGUGGAGAGGUUGAGGGAUAGUUUGCUGUGA